Molecule: messenger RNA, 1165 nt
Organism: Xiphias gladius (swordfish)
Lineage: Eukaryota; Metazoa; Chordata; Actinopteri; Istiophoriformes; Xiphiidae
Gene: mad2l1
Product: MAD2 mitotic arrest deficient-like 1 (yeast)
Exons: 5
Coding region: 176-784 (202 amino acids)
Biological process (GO): mitotic spindle assembly checkpoint signaling
Cellular component (GO): cytoplasm; kinetochore; nucleoplasm
Source: RefSeq, a predicted model, not a curated record
CGCGCAGUUCGCACGUCAUCAACCAUGCGCCGAAACCUUUUACGCACGCGCAAUAGUUGCAGCUGACAAAUUUCAAACUUUGCGGCGGGUAGUUGAAGCGAAGACAGAAAAAAAAAAAAAAAACAAAACACAACAAAGGUUCAUUGUCGAGGAUUUAACCAAAAGUGCUAAGAAAAUGACCAGCACACUGAAAGGCAUUACUUUAAAAGGAAGCGCGGAGAUUGUGGCCGAGUUCUUCUCAUUUGGCAUCAACAGCAUCCUGUACCAGCGGGGCAUCUAUCCUCCGGAGACAUUCACCAGAGUCACACACUAUGACAUGAGCCUUCAGCUCAACACUGAUCCCACACUGAAGAAUUACCUGACCAAUGUGGUAUCUCAGCUCAAAGAGUGGCUGUUUGAGUGCACAGUUCAGAAGCUGGUGUUGGUGAUCACAUGUCUGGAAACCAACGAGGUGCUGGAGAGAUGGCAGUUCGACAUCGAGUGUGACAAGUCAGCCAAGGAGAGCAGUGCUCCCAGAGAGAAGUCCAUUAAGACCAUUCAGGAUGAGAUCCGUUCUAUCAUUAGACAGAUAACAGCCACAGUUACUUUCCUGCCACUGCUGGAGAAGCUGUGUGCGUUUGAUCUCCUGGUCUACACGGACAAAGACCUGGUGGUUCCAGACAAGUGGGAAGAGUCAGGGCCGCAGAUCAUUGACCAAUCAGAGGAGGUGCGUUUACGUUCCUUCACCACCUCCAUCCACAAGGUGAAUAGCAUGGUGGCGUACAAGAGGACCGAAUCCGUUUAAACGUCUCCUCAACCCCAUGAGCUGUAUAUAGCACCAACCACUGCCCUUUAUAGAAAACAGCAAAUUUUACACUGCCCUGUCCUACCUCAGUGUUUGCAUCUCUGUCCGCUAUCCUGUACACUGAGAGUUCUCCUGCUUUCCCUCUCAGAACUUCACUUUGUCUCAUUUGGGUUUUUGAGAAGGAUGUGUAGACAGUCUUGUCUCCCUAAACUAAUGUAAAUAUUUCUCAUAAGCAGUGAUUUGUCUGUUAGGAACAAACUUUUCUUUACUGAUGUUUUGUCCUUUUCUCUCAAGUUGUCCAACUCUGUUUUAGAAGCUAGUGGUUUAUAUGUUAAACUUUUAUAAAAUGUCAUUAAAAAAAUAAAUGUAAUUUGGCUGUUU